Messenger RNA from Cyprinodon tularosa, 5569 nucleotides. RefSeq names its product CBFA2/RUNX1 partner transcriptional co-repressor 3 (gene cbfa2t3). The coding region runs from base 528 to 2693 and encodes 721 amino acids. The transcript is spliced from 11 exons. The record is from RefSeq and is a predicted model, not a curated record. Gene Ontology annotation, cellular component: nucleus. Gene Ontology annotation, biological process: DNA-templated transcription; negative regulation of DNA-templated transcription. NCBI's taxonomy places the organism in Eukaryota, Metazoa, Chordata, Actinopteri, Cyprinodontiformes, Cyprinodontidae. Gene Ontology annotation, molecular function: transcription corepressor activity.
GUCACACGCGCGCCAGGUUACCUCACACACGGGUUGCUGAAAAAGACAGGACACACAGCAAGAGGACCAACCGACAGAAAAGAAGAAGAAGAGGAAAAACAACAACACAGAGAUGUUUCUCUAAAAGGGCCAACUGAGACAGAGGAACAAGAGUAGAAGUCUGGGAUGUUAUAGUGACCAAAACUUUGUAAUAUGUGCCGCUUUGUGCCGACAAGUACAAGGACAUACCAGGAAAAAAAUCUAACCAGCACUGAAGGCUUCAGUGAGAACGUGGAAGAAACAUAUUUGUUUCUUUUCUUUUUUAUGUACAGCAAAGGCUCUUGUGUCUUUGUAUGACAGUUCUGCAGGUCACACAUCUGUGUAUUGGGGCCUUAAAGGUGAAAAUGUUGAAGGAAAACAUGGCCGUUCAAGCUGAGCUGGAAAAAUAUCUGAUCUAAAAGUAACUUUAAGCUUGAUACCACUUUUUUGGUUCAUAUCUUGACCAACAAUCUGGUAGAGACCGCCUCAGCACCUUGAAGGAACUUAACAUGUCAGCGGAGGUCCAUUUAGAGCGGCAAAAGAGGGAAGACUUGGGAGCCCCAUCUUCAUCAUUCGGGACAGCGUUUGCUCCACGUGUCCCCACGGUAACACUGAUCAGCCACAGAGAGCUGAGGGAGAAGCACGCUGCCCAAAGAUUCCAGCCUGGAUUCCUCGAUCAAAAGCUUCUCUCCAGCAGUCAUUACAGAUGUAUUGAAGGUAGCAGGGUGCUGAAGAGUGGAACAAUGCCAGAUUCACCUGCGGAUGUGAAAACCCAGCCCAGGUCCACCCCACCUACCAUGCCUCCUCCACCCCCGGCUGUGAGCCAAGCAACAAGUCGAAACGCCUCUUUCACACCAACCACCAGUAAAUCAAUGCUGAAUGGGAGCAGCUACUCUCCUACCUCGCUAAACGGUGCUCCUUCGACUCCAAAUGGCUUCAGUAAUGGGCCAGCCAUGUCCUCGACGGCCUCCUUGUCCAACCAACAGCUUCCGCCGGCUUGUGGUGCUCGACAGCUCUGCAAACUAAAGCGCUUCUUGACCACGCUGCAGCAGUUCGGCAACGACAUAUCCCCUGAGAUUGGGGAGCGAGUGCGCAGCCUUGUGUUAGGACUGGUGAACUCCACUCUCACCAUUGAAGAGUUCCACUCCAAACUUCACGAGGCUACUAACUUCCCGCUGAGGCCUUUUGUCAUUCCUUUCCUAAAGGCGAACCUGCCUCUGCUGCAGAGAGAGUUGCUGCACUGUGCCAGGCUGGCCAAACAGACUCCAGCUCAGUAUCUGGCUCAGCACGAGCAGCUACUCCUGGACGCCAACGCCAGCUCUCCCCUUGACUCCUCUGAGAUCAUGCUGGAGAUGAAUGAGCACGGCAAGAGAAGGACUCCUGAUAGGACCAAAGACAGCUCCGACAGAGAUGGCUUGCACCCAGAGCACCUGGCGAAGAGGCCCUGCACCAUCAGCCCCAGCCAACGUUUCAGCCCUAGCACUGGACUCCCAGCUCACCCCCCUCCCAAUGGCCUUCCAACUCACCCGCCCAACGGUCUGCCCCAUCCGUCCAACCCUCAAGUGGGACCCCAGCACUACCGGCUAGAAGACAUGGCCCUGGCGCACCAGUACAGGGACGCCUUCAGACACAGUGAACACCGGGACUCUAGAGACAGGCACCGGCAGACAGCUGUGCAUGGAGCUCGCCAGGAGGAGGUGAUUGAUCACCGUCUUACAGACCGAGAAUGGGCAGAAGAAUGGAAACAUCUUGAUAAUCUUCUCAAUUGCAUCAUGGACAUGGUAGAGAAGACACGGCGCUCCCUGACCGUGCUGCGCCGUUGCCAAGAGGCCGACCGCGAGGAAAUGAAUCACUGGAUCCGCCGCUACAGCGACGUAGAGGAGAUGAAAAAAGGUGGGAGCAACGGACAGCACUGCCUUCCUCCUCCUACUACUCUUCCUCCUCCUACUCCUCACCACAACUCCUCCUCCAACACAGCUAGCAGCAGCGAGUCACUGCCCAUAGGAACUUCCUCGGCUGCUGAAAGGCAGACAGGCAGACAUACAGAGAUCCACAGAGACUUCUUGCACCGGCCUUCCUCAGGAUACUUGCCUGAAGAAAUUUGGAGAAAAGCAGAAGAGGCGGUGAACGAGGUAAAGCGGCAAGCCAUGUCGGAGCUGCAGAAGGCAGUGUCAGACGCAGAGAGGAAAGCUCACGAGAUGAUUUCUGCAGAGCGGUCCAAAAUGGAGAGGGCGCUCGCUGAAGCGAAGAGACAAGCUUCUGAAGACGCGCUAACGGUCAUCAACCAGCAGGAAGACUCCAGCGAGAGCUGCUGGAACUGUGGCAGGAAAGCCAGCGAGACGUGCAGCGGCUGCAACACGGCUCGCUACUGCGGCUCCUUCUGCCAACACAAAGACUGGGAGAAGCACCACCACGUCUGUGGUCAGGGGCUGCCAGGGGGCAGCAGCGUUCCCUUGGGCACCCCUUCCUCCACCUCCUCUGUGUCCUCCACUGCGCCCCCAACCCACUCAGAGAGCUCUCCUCCGGGACCCCUUUCCCUGGUGGGGCAGAGCAGUAUUGCAGGAGUUGCUGGCAGCGGGAGCAUCUCUGCCAGCCCCAAAGAGAGCAGUUCAAGCAGUGCCUCUCGCUCCACGACCCCAGCGACCCCUGCCCUACUGGAUGCCACCUCUCGCUGACGUCCGGGGCUCUCUCCCUGCCUGUGCAUACUGAAAUGACAGUGCCCACACUCCACACAAAACCAAACUGAGGAAUCUGCAUUCUACAUGGCUCCCUUUCCUCCACUUCUUCAUAACCCUCUCCUUGCAAGCUCUGUGAUAACUUCUUCAACAACCAGUAGCUUUUCACAGCGUGCAUAACGUUUAACCUCCCCCACAGACACAAAGACUCCAACCAGAGGUUCAACAUGGUGCAAAACGUGCAUCUUGCCGUGUCUGCUAAAAUAUAAGUUUUGUUUGUCGAGAAUGAAAAAGGGUUGCCCUCAGUAAUGUAGGUAUGGGAAGGUUAGGGGCUUGACUAGGCAGCAUUGAUGAGGGAUAACUAGUACUUGAUAGGAUUUCCCCUUUAAUUUAGCACCAGGGAAGGCACAGGAACCAGCCCUGAAAUGAGCACUAAAAGUGGCACCUCUGGAGUUUGAAAAUGAAGAGACCAGAAGCAUAACCUCAUUCUGAAACCUAGGUGGAAAGGGAUUAAAACUGUAAUGCGAUGUAUUCCUCAGAAACACAACUUAGUAUUUAUUAAAGGUUUUUUCUGGCUUUAAGGAAAACAAAGAUUAUUCCAAAUGUUCUGAAUAAAGAAUAAUAGCGCUGAUGAUGACGAUGAUAUAAAAAUAAAUUAAUUUUUAACUGGUAACUACCUUGCUAGCAAGCCAAGAAUAUCUACACCAGACUCACCUCUCUGCACCAUUACGAACCCAAAUAAAUUCAAAGAUGAAGCAAAUAACAUGAUCCAAACCUUUUUACUACACUGCCAAAGUAAAAAACAAAACAAAAACGUGAUACAUAAAAGCACUCAUCUUAUAACCAAACACAAAACAACAUCACCUCCUGAGCAGAAAAGCCAGCCCUGAGAGGACCAGGCAUCGAGGAGCUGCAUCAACUAAACUGUGACCUGCUUUGAUCGACAGCUGCCUCUACAGUUUGGAUGAACCUACAACAUUUCCUCAGUGAUGGCCCAGACUAGUGAAUAUUGACAAUGCUGUGAACUUGAAAUUGAUGGAAAACCUGCCACAGUGUGGCUAUUUUCUGAGGACAUGAUGAGGGGGGGAAAAAGGAAAAACCUCAAAGGAAGCAGAAAUGGACGCAAGGCAUUGGAGCUGCCAAAAACACAAGCUUGGAGACUGCAUUGAAAAUAAUGGGAAUGUAUAAGGAGAUGGCUCAAAAGUAGAUUGUUGCUCUGUUUUUGUUUUGUUUUGUUUUGUUUUGUUUUUUUAACACAAGCUUACCAGGAGGAGGUACGUUGAGGAAUUGCCAUCACCUUUAUAUUCACUCCAUCCUUUUCCAAAGCAUGACUAAGCAGUUCAGAAGAGCCAACAGGGCGGAAUAAACUUUAUCCUCCUUUCUUUCUACCUCCCCUCAUCCCACAACUCCCUUCCUUGCUCGUAUCCACACUAGUUGAGUCGUAUUUAACCCCCAAAAUACGGGGUUUGCUUUGAACAGACCUCCACAGCACUCACACAGGGAGGGUUGAACCUGCUUGUAGAUAUUCCUCUUCUCUUGUAAUUUUUUCAUAAAUGUCUUCUGAUUGCUGAUGCCACAUGUGCUGCCCUUGUGUAUACUACCCCCUCCCAAAAAAAAGGACUUUGUUUUGGGUUAUUUACCUUUCAUUUUCAUCAAAGUUUAGGUUGAUCAGUCAAAACAGAGGCUAUGAUGCUUGUUUAUGAAAGGAAUUGCCCCACAUUGUACUUAUUGUUUGAAUUGUUGUAUCUAUAUUAAUGAGAUGAAACCCCUCUUGUAGAAUAUUUUGUAUUGCUCGCAUUGUAAGACAGUGAGAGGACGGAGGUGCAAUAUGAAGAGAAUUCAGCUACUGAAUGGAACCUCAGCAACUGCCCAUAGGGUGUCAUAUAAUAUAGAUACAUAUAGAUAUAUUUAAAGCAACAUCAGUAACUUAAUGUGAAUGUACAUAGUAUUUAAAAAGGUCCAAAAAUGUGUUUGCCAAAUAACAAAAACCUUUAAAGUUCAGAACGUGACUUUUUUUUUUUCUCACAGUACAUUUGUUUUUCACUCAUACAAGCUGAAUUUUCAAUUCAAGUGUCAUGAAGCUGUUGACGAUAGAUGUAGCUCCAGGCCACUUAACGUUAUGUGUUUUGAUCUGCCAUUGGUAGAUCAUCCUGAUAUAGUCAGUUGUAAAAGGGUUAAAACAUAUUGGAUCCAUUUAAAAUCUGUCAGAUUAAGGAGUUCUGUCCCUUUGACCAACUUUGGUGACCGUAAUGGUUCUCUGUCUUGGUCCUGAUCAAUCUGUGUAUGUGAUUUCUGAUCGUUCUUUACCUCCCCUGUUAUACAAGACAAGCCAUUACUGUAGGGUAAAGUGAUAAACCAGUGUUAAGCUCACAUCAAAAGUAAUUUUCUGUCUUUUAGACUCGACCAUGUUUUGCAUAAAGAUGUGAUUUAAGAAUAAGCUGUAGGUGUUGAGCAGGCUUUUUGAUUCCAGUAGGGAAAUAAACAGACUGAAUGCCUUUUAUACAGAUUUUUGUUAGCCCUACAUCACUGGCCCUAUUUACACUUUGACCAAACUUGGAAAAAAUAUUUUUGGACUAUUUGGGAUGACUUAAAAUUCAAAUAAGCUACAACAAAAAAAAAGGUCAUGCUUGUUUUUUUUGGUUUGUUUUGGUUUUAUUUAUGUUAUUUUGUUGGGCUUAGUCUUUCCUUUGGAACAUCUUUAUUCUCCCCUAAUGUCUAAUAGUCUCUCAGAUCCAUCACAUGCCCCCCUGUCCCUGCUGAAACGAGCUACCUCCUGUGAGCAUACAGCGAACCACCAGGAGAAGCUGACCUGGUCUUUCAAAAAAUAAAAAAAUAAAAACACAAAAAAACAUAGAUUGCUUCAAAACAGACAUGGG